Molecule: messenger RNA, 1776 nt
Organism: Ceratitis capitata (Mediterranean fruit fly)
Lineage: Eukaryota; Metazoa; Arthropoda; Insecta; Diptera; Tephritidae
Gene: Polr3C
Product: DNA-directed RNA polymerase III subunit RPC3
Exons: 7
Coding region: 185-1747 (520 amino acids)
Biological process (GO): DNA-templated transcription
Cellular component (GO): RNA polymerase III complex
Molecular function (GO): single-stranded DNA binding
Source: RefSeq, a predicted model, not a curated record
UUUAUUAUACUUAUCUACGAUACGGCAACCUCAGCACAGCUGAUAAAACAACCAAAACAGCUGAUUUUACGCGAACAUUUGUUGCACACUUUUUAUUGAAUGAAAUUCAAAGUUCCGCAUUAUUUAGCAUCAUUUCAAUUAAAAGUUUAAAUAAAUGUAUUAAAUUUAUUAAAGGUGUUAAAUAAUGUCUAUCGAGUAUGCAAAUCUUUGUUCCGUGGUAGUCAAGCAAGUGUUUGGCGAGACUGUGCAGAUCGUGGCAGAUUGUUUAUUCUGUGCAGUCUCACGCACGCUGCCGGCUAUAUUAAAGAAAACAAAUCUAUCGCGAAAGGAGGUCUCAACAGCAUUAGCUGUGCUAAUAAAAUAUCAAUUAGUGGUGUUUGCACCGUGUGCAACAAAUCCCUUCUUGGCGGAAUACUCGCUUAAACGCGAAGAAAUAUUUUAUAUAUUACGCUAUCCCAGCUACGUGCAGUUGAUACACUCAAAAUAUGGUCCAGUAGGUGCUGCUAUUGCUGAAGAACUGCUCCACAGCGGUCCGCAGACAGCAACAAAUGUACUCCUAAAAUGUAUUGCUAAUUCUGAAAUCAAGGAAAAAAUUGAAACGUAUAGAGAAAACUUUUUGGCUAUGGUUAGUGAUAAUUAUCUAAUACGUUUGCCACAAUUGAUAUCUGCCGAGGAGGACCCAGUGCCCAAAUUACAAACCGACGCCUAUCAAUAUUUUGCUCCACCGGAUAUAAAUCUGCAUUUUAUAUCUGAAGUGCAGGCGGGUAAGGAGAAAGUGGAAAAAGCUGCUGAUGCGGGUAUUUACUGGCAUGCCAAUUUCAGCCGUUUUCACCAAGACUUUCGGGAUACCGUAAUGAUUGGUGCAAUAGAGAGAAAACUAGGAACCAGUGCAAGUGAAUGUUUCAAAUAUAUACUCAAGCAAAUGUAUGAGCGUACAGAUCCAUGGCAAAAGGAUUGCUCGAACCCUUUCACUUUUGCUGAAAUUAAACAAACAAUUGAAAAGAAAUCGAAUAAUCUGGAUUUAAUAAAGCAUUUGGAUCAGUACGUUUCGCUGAUAGCUGAUGAUCCUUUACGCUUUAUACGGAAAAUCGGUGAAAUGGGUGGUGGUCAAUAUGUUGUAGAUUUGAAUCAUGCUUUUGAAGAGUUGACGUUAUCAUGGUUUGGUAGUGUGAUAACAGAACGUUAUGGUUCAAAAGCAUCACGUAUAUUUCGUAUAAUACAUAUGAAGAAAUACAUUGAGCAAGAGGAAUUGCAAAAAGAGGCAAUGAUACCAGCACGAGAGGCAAAAUUGCUAUCGUACUAUUUGUUUCAAGAUCAAUUUAUACAGAUUAAAACAAUUAGGAAAGCAGGCGGUGGUGGUACAGGACCGGCAAAAGCUUUCUUUUUGUUUCACUUCAAGCCUAGACAGAGUGUCCGUAUGAUAUUAAAUGUUUGCUAUAAAGCUUUAUAUAACACUAUCGAACGUUCGAAUUUUGAAAAGUCGGAACAUAAGCGACUCAUUGAGAAAUCGCAAAAGCUGGACAGUAUUGUUGCAACAAUGAAGGAGCGCGGUGAAUCUGCAGAAUACAUUGAGGAAAUACUUGAAACUCUGACUCCACCCGAGAGAGAGAUUCUCGAAAAGGUUAAAACUCGUAUUAAGACACUAUCUAAAGCCGAACUGACAAUAGAUGAUAGUAUAUUUUUAUUACAAAUGUAUUUACACCACUCCAAGGUAGAAACAUCGCUUACCACAAAGGACAAGAAAUAAAGGCAUUAUUUUUAUUGUAAAAUAUAAAA